Molecule: messenger RNA, 1821 nt
Organism: Fusarium sp. VM40
Lineage: Eukaryota; Fungi; Ascomycota; Sordariomycetes; Hypocreales; Nectriaceae
Source: the annotation of a GenBank genome assembly
AUGGCGGCCCCAAAGAUGACCAAGAACCAGAUGCGAAGGGCUAAGAAGAAGGAGCAAAAGAAGGCUCAAGUAGACGCUACUCCUGUCAAAUCCGAGGAGCAGGCGACAAAGCCCGACGAGACUGACUCCGCCCCCGAAUCAUCAACGACGGACCUCGAGGUUAAGAAGGAAUCCACGAUUGAAGAUGCCGCCCCUAUAGAUGGCCCUGCACUCGAUGACGAUGCCCUGGAGGAGGAUCCUGCAUAUGCGAUGUACAAGGACAUCUUCAACAAGUUCGGCGUGUCUAUGGAAGAGGAUGAGAUUGCCAAGGAGGCCAACGCCGGAAAUACAGGAACAGUAUUUUAUGCUGACGACGACGAUAUUCCUGACGAGGAUGAGGAAAACUCAGGCCCACCCAAGCUAUCCAAAAAAAAGAAGAAGCAGCUCAACAAGCUAUCUAUUGCAGAGCUCAAGGCUUUGGUCAAGAUUCCCGAAGUGGUGGAGUGGCAAGACGUCUCUUCCUCGGAUCCUCGCCUGCUUGUCCAGAUAAAGGCUCAGCGAAACGUCGUGCCAGUACCGACCCAUUGGUCGCUGAAGCGAGAGUACCUGUCCUCAAAGAGAGGUAUUGAGAAGCCCCCUUUCCGCCUUCCUGGAUUCAUCGCGGAAACCGGCAUCACCGAGAUGCGCGACGCCGUCCUUGAUAAGCAAGCAGAACAGUCGUUGAAGCAGAAGCAGCGCGAACGUGUUGCUCCCAAAAUGGGCAAGCUCGAUAUCGAUUACCAAAAACUCUACGAUGCCUUCUUCCGUUUCCAGACCAAGCCCGAGCUGACACGAUUCGGUGAGGUUUACUACGAGGGUAAGGAGUCUGAGGUUGACUACCAACAUUUCCGACCAGGUGAUCUUACUGAGGGUACUAAGGAGGCCCUGGGAAUGCCGCCUGGCGCGCCACCACCAUGGCUAAUCAACCAGCAACGAUUUGGACCUCCUCCAUCCUACCCCACCCUCAAGAUUCCUGGCCUGAAUGCGCCACCGCCUGCUGGAGGCUCCUGGGGUUUCCAUCCCGGUGGCUGGGGCAAACCUCCUGUUGAUGAAUUCAAUAGACCUCUGUUUGGCGGUGAUGUAUUUGGCCUUGCGGCGCAGGGCGGCGGCCAGGGCCAAGGGGCAGCACAAGUGCUUACGGGAGCUGGCGAGCCUGUUGAGAAGAACCUGUGGGGUGAGUUGCAGCCACGAGAAGAGGAAUCAGAAGAGGAAGAGGAGGAAGAGUCUGAUGAAGAGGAGGACGAGGAGGAAGAAGAUGCUCCCGGUGAGCUCGAAACACCUAGUGGCCUUGAGACUCCUGGUGGCUACGCCAGUACAGUGCAACCCGACUACGGACAAGGUGUCGAGACAUCCAUUGCCGGUGAAAUGGAUCUACGGAAGGAGCGUCGUGGCCACGACACGGAAGAGUCCAGUGCUCCUCGAUCCGCCUAUACUAUUCUGCCAGAACGUCAAGUCCGUGCUGAAGGCUUCUUUGGUAGCGAUAGAGUAUACGAUCUCAAGCAGGCUCAAGCAGCCCAACGAGCGGGUGUCCCUGUCCUCGGCGUUGACGAUGACUCACGGAAGCGCAAGAAGCCUGGCGAUAUCGAUGUUGCUCUCGAUGUUGACUCGCUUCACAACAACGACGGUAUCAGCAAGGACGACCUGCGGCGCAAGUUCGAGGAGGGUAAAAAGGAGGAGGGUAUUGGAGCCAAGUGGGCGUAUGAUGACGACCUUAGUGAGAUGAUCGCCCUGGAGAGCCGAAAGAGACAGAAGACGGAGGCGGAGCGUAAUGAGAAGAAGAAGGAGGGCAAGGGCAAAUACUAA